AAAAAAAUAUAUUGUAACUGCUGACAGUUUUGCUUAUCAGCUCAUUUGUUGAAGACGUGCAAAGAGUAUUUUUUCGAAAAAAAAAAUUCAAUCUGUAAAAUUAAGCAGAUUUUGUUGUUAAAAUGUCAGACGAACAGAAUGAAAAUGUGCCAAAAGAUGAGAAAAAAGUGACAUUUGAGGAAAUGGAUUGUUCGACAAAGCCUGAUUCGACAGAUGUUGCUGAAACUGUUCAAGAUCCGUUUUGCGAUGAAAAGAAUCCUCGUGUAAUAACAUUUCAAGAUGUUUGUCAAGCUGCCUUUAUGAUAAGAGGCGGAAUUGAAACAACGCCAUGUACGCGCUCACAUUUAAGUGAUAGCCUGGGAAUGGAUAUUUAUUUAAAAAAGGAAUUUCUGCAAUUCACUGGAAGUUUUAAGGAGCGUGGUGCCCGAAAUGCUUUAUUACAUUUAACAGCUGAACAAAAAAGAGCUGGAGUUGUGUCUGCAUCUUUAGGUAAUCACGCGCAAGCAAUUGCGUAUCAUGGAAUGAAGCUGAAUAUCCCAGUAACUGUUGUUAUGCCAAAGGAGGCGUCUAUCAUGAAAAUACAAAAAUGCAGAAGCUUCAAGGCAAAUGUUCUUGUACAAGGCGCGGAUAUGGCAGCUGCUAAAACAAUCGCUAUGGAAAUAUCACGUGAUAAAGGAAUGCCGUAUAUCAAUGGAUAUGACCAUCCAUACAUAAUGGCUGGUCAAGGAACAAUUGGAUUAGAAAUUGUUGAGCAGUGUGAUGGUGCAGAUGCAGUUGUUGUUCCAGUAGGAGGCGGUGGAUUAAUUGCUGGAAUUGCAACUGCAAUAAAAACACUCUCACCCAACACAAAAAUCAUUGGUGUUGAAUCUGACAAAUGUCCAUCAUUUUCAAAAGCUUUAGAACACGGUGGUCCAAUUUAUACUAAAAAUCAUGCUACUUUAGCUGAUGGUCUUGCUGUACCGAAAGUAGGUGUAAAUGCUUACAAAACAAUUGUGCCAUUAUUAGAUAAGAUGAUUGUUGUCAAGGAAGAAUGGAUUGCUUUGGCAAUUUUACGCCUUGUUGAAAUGGAAAAAUGUGUAGUUGAAGGUGCUGGAGCAAGUGGACUAGCUGCUAUUCUUGCUGGACAUUUAGAUGAAUAUAAAGGAAAGAAAAUUGUUCUUUUGAUUUGUGGCGGUAACAUUGAUACAACAUCAUUAGGAAGAUGUCUUGAAAGAGGUUUGGCUGCUGAGGGUCGCUUAAUUCGUUUUUCAGUAACAGUUUCGGAUCGUCCAGGAGGUAUAAGUGAAUUGUGUAAGCUAAUUUGCUCAUGUGGUGUUAGCAUAAAGGAUAUAAUGCAUGAAAGAGCUUGGUUAAAGGAUAUUUACUCAGUCGAAGUCAAAAUUGUUGCGGAAGCUGCUGACUGGGAAAAUAGUCAGCAACUGAAGAGAAUAUUACAAAAGCAUUACAGUCAUGUGGUUUUUAAUGAUAUUCCCAUGGCUAUUCAUAGAGCUGAAGCACUGUGAAAUUAUGUUUAUAACCUGUCCAAAAAUACUAUUCUUAAUAAAUGUUAUGUCGAAAAAAUUGU
This is a messenger RNA of Chironomus riparius, 1564 nucleotides long. NCBI's taxonomy places the organism in Eukaryota, Metazoa, Arthropoda, Insecta, Diptera, Chironomidae. The record is from the annotation of a GenBank genome assembly.